AUGUCUGAAACCACACCUUUCCAAAUUCCUACUACUGGAGAUCUUCAUUGGUUUAAAGUACCACCAAAAGUAUUCUUUGAACCAUUUUCUAUUAGAUAUCUUGCAGAGCUUAAAGACUUGAGUAAAAUCUUUAUUGUAUCUGAUCGUAUGAUUUAUAAAUUAGGAUAUGUUGAAAGAGUUAUGGAGGUAUUAAAAAGAAGAAGAAACCAAGUUGAGAUUGAAAUUUAUAUUGA
Molecule: messenger RNA, 233 nt
Organism: Entamoeba nuttalli P19
Lineage: Eukaryota; Evosea; Mastigamoebida; Endamoebidae
Product: alcohol dehydrogenase, putative
Exons: 1
Source: RefSeq, a predicted model, not a curated record